UGUGUGAUUAGCUGAGCCGAGCGGAUAAAAUUCUAUAAAAUACAUAACCUUUAUGAAACACUAUUUCAGUAGACGAUCUUGGUGGCAUCUCUCUUAAGAAGAGACUCUACAAAACGUUUUUAAACUACAAAAUAUUGAUGCGGCAUAAAAUGUAGGAUCAGUUGCAUCAUCAAAGUUUAUAUAGAGAUUUCGAAAAAAAAAGACCGAAGAUUUAUCAAAAAUGGUUCACGUACAAUAAAUGACGUUAGCCGGAUUCAGGAAGCACCUAUCUUACUCCGACGUAAUAUGACUUGCGACACGGAAUCAAUUAGCUUGUAGGUGAACGGUGCUCUCUGACUGAAGAUAUUGCUGAUGYUAAUGCUUCGGUUUGUCUUUGGUUUAUUCACUGCAAAAAAGGAAAGAGGAGAAACAUGGCGAACAUUAGCGCACCACCAGGAACGCAGUGUGGGAAUUUCAUCGUACAUUACAUCGAUCCAACAAGUGAAGCUAUAGCAACCGCCGUCCUCAACUGUAUUUUGAACUGUCCAACAGCUCUCUCUGCAAUUGUAUUCAACAGCCUGAUAAUGUGCGCCAUAUGGCGCGAAAAUGGUCUUCGCUCUCACGCCAACUACUUACUAGCUUGGUUGGCCAUGACCGACGUGUUAGUUGGAGUCGUUGUUCAACCUUUGAACAUCGCUAUUCACGCAGAAGUACUAAUUGGAAAACAGAACUGUAUUGUGCAUGGAGUGUAUGAUAGUGUCAAGUUUCUGUGCUCGCUGAUGUCGGUGGUGACUGCUCUGUUCAUCAGCUGCGAUAGAUGUGUUGCCAUAACAUUCCCCUUCAAUUACUACUCCUGGAUGUCAGCUACUAAAACCUCCAUCACUCUCAUUCUUGCUUGGAUGUUUUGGAUCAUUGUAGUAGCUUCCUGGACUCAGGGGUUGGCAGGGCGAUACGUCCAACUUGUGUGUGUCUCUUUUCUGAUUUUAACGUUCGUAAUUCUGAGCACAAUCUACGCUAAGAUGAUCAAGUUGGCAAAGCAGCACCAGCAUCAAAUAGACACUCACCAGCCCUCUGAUCAGCAAACAGGUACAGAUGCUGUACGCCAYAAGAAAGCUUUAAAGACAGCGGUGUUUAUCAUCGGUGCUUUAAUGGUUUGUUACUUGCCUAUAGUUGUAGUGGUUCUUGUGGAUUUGGUUGUUGGUAAUAAAAUAGACGCUGUAACAAGGUACAUGAUGGUAUCUUAUCCAGAAACAUUGGUGUUUAUUAACUCAACACUCAAUCCCAUCAUCUAUUGCCUCAGAAGCAGAGAGAUAAGAGCKGCAGUAUUCAAGAUUUUGAAUGUUUGCGAAAAAGGGCGACAAAUUACAAGAACUUUUACAAGAACCACUUCCCCCACAACUCGGUCUCCUCAAGUUACCAGGCCAAGACCAAAUCGAAUUGACAACUACGACGAUGAUAUUUCGGGAGCAAGACAAAAUAACAUCGACAUUAACGACGAUGUGGACGGCCUACAGCUGAAGACUGAAAACAAUCAUACCACCUGAGAGAAUUAUUGAAUGAGAAUUUUGCCACUAUAACUACUAAAUUACAGUAUGCUGGCUAAAUCUCUACAUCUGCAAACAUUCCACACACUUGAAAGACUUGAGUGUGACUUUUGAAUGACUUUAUUAAGUAUUAUUAUAUAUUAUACGACUUGAAGAACAUAUACACAGUAAAGCGGGGUUAGACUAAUAUAUAAUCUAAUUCCUACACUAUAAGAAAAAACACCGACUUAAACUGCAUCUACUGCAGUUGAAUUAGUUUUAAUUGAUGAUGUUCGAGGGAAAAUGUUAAUUUUUUUCCUUGGUUCAUUAGAUACAUUUUUCCUUAAUUACUUUCAAAAGCGAAGAUAUGAGGAGUGUCAUAACUCCUUUUGAGAUAUCGCCGUCACUCAUAAUUUUGCGAGUGCCUUCGAUAUUCGCGCCCUUUUUGUGCACUCAAAUUUAAAUAAAUAAACUUUUUACAGCCUUCUGCAGAGAAUGCUUAUAAUUAUAACAUAAGUAACAUUGACCACUUAAAACAUAAGGAUCGACGCUUUUGAGUUGUAGAUGCAUGCAGCAAAGCUCAGUUGCCAUCUCGAAUUUCGAGAGUAGGUAAUUGGGCACGUGCGAACUUAUCAUUUUUGAAAUUGCACUUUAUCUGUUUAUUUUCUUCAAUCGAAGAAUACUGACUUUGAAUAGGAUUUUUGGAUAGGAAAAUGGAUUUUGAACUGGAAAGAAGAAAGUUGACCCGAGGUCGUUUUGACCUCGGGUGGGAAGAGCGCGUGCUGUACGGUUGUCGUAGGAGGUACUUGCGAACCGCGAUACCCGCGAAAGUCAAAUUCUACGGUCAGUGAAAAUAGUUCUUUCAAUCUGAAAUGUAAGAAUAACAUCGACAAAAUCAUACUGACUUAUUGACGUGUAGGACGGAAAACAGACAAUUUGGCUUCGACGGAAGACCUAAAACAGUAUAAACAAAGUUACGUUUUGAAAUUACCGGCGCAGCGGUAAACAGGGACAACAUGGGAAAUUAGGCUAUUUAUUGUCUAAAGCAAAUACGCUUGUCUGUAAAUGAUGAUUAUUUUACGUUAAAUGUAGUUCUGUAAAUAAAAAAUUAUUGUAUAUGUGAUUCAGUAUAUCAGGAUAUCAAAUUAUUAAAUAACUCGUUUCGUAUGAUGCUUAUCGAUGACUAUAAGGAAUGAUCAAUGGAACUCCGCUCAUGAUUUAAUAAUGAAUGCAAAGCACGCGCACUGCCGACUUAUCGCACCAAAUAUCACUAAAGCCUUUUACAGUGAUUCCCUAUUUUAAAAGACACUCCGCGUACUCACUAUAUUAGUUUCAUUGUCAAAUCACAACUCGAAUGCYUUUUUUUCAAAUUCUCCACGAUAUUGCAUUAAAGACAUUACUUCCAYAUUGAAGGUAUCUUGUUUUGACGAAUUGCCACAUAAACUGAAAUAACGUAAUAAAAUCCUAGAAAUUAAAACACUGGAAAAAUGCUUACAAAAAUGAGAUAAAGCUUCCUAUAUUGUCGUGAUAACUACAACAAAAUACAAUAAAACAAAAAGGGACGCGCUUCCAGUAAAAAGACGCUAAGAAAAUGGCGCUCUACAAAACAUAAUAUUAAUUCCGGGAUCACAUAGCAGGUCAAGGCAAUAGGUUAGUUUCGCAAUGUCUAUUUACAACGCUACAGUAAUAGGAAAGUCUCGCCAAAACUUGCCUUAGGCUAGAUUACUCGUAUUUUUUAUAAAACCUUAGUUCACAGAUUUUGAAUUUUAAUUCAAGAUUUAUUUUUCCGGACUGAGAAAAGGUUCGGGUUGGAACUACAGCGAAAUUAAGCGYCUUGGAUUUUAUGCCUUGAUAUGCUUUGUCAAUGAGACCCCAUCCAUGCAGAUACUGUAAAUACAUGUUCCAUACAUU
This is a messenger RNA of Exaiptasia diaphana, 3413 nucleotides long. Its product is annotated as trace amine-associated receptor 7f. Gene Ontology annotation, molecular function: G protein-coupled receptor activity. The record is from RefSeq and is a predicted model, not a curated record. Bases 411 to 1523 code for a protein of 370 amino acids. Gene Ontology annotation, cellular component: membrane. Gene Ontology annotation, biological process: G protein-coupled receptor signaling pathway. NCBI's taxonomy places the organism in Eukaryota, Metazoa, Cnidaria, Anthozoa, Actiniaria, Aiptasiidae. The transcript has 2 exons.